Messenger RNA from Lineus longissimus, 693 nucleotides. Its product is annotated as ras-like protein 2. Gene Ontology annotation, molecular function: GTP binding; GTPase activity. Bases 1 to 693 code for a protein of 230 amino acids. Lineage: Eukaryota; Metazoa; Nemertea; Pilidiophora; Heteronemertea; Lineidae. The record is from RefSeq and is a predicted model, not a curated record. The transcript has a single exon.
AUGGGCCUCCAGACAAUCUUCAUCAAUGCUUUGAACGCCAGCAGAUGUAUAUCCCGCCCGAGACGAAAAGUAAGACGGGCCGUCGAAGAGCCAGAGAGCUACAAAGUCGUCUUCCUGGGAGGGUCGGCUGUGGGGAAGACAAGUAUCAUCAAACGCCACUUCUACGACAAGCACAACUACAGCCACUCAAUAACCAUCGAAGACUUGUACAAGGAGAAGAUCACAGUGGAGAAUGUGCAGUUGGAGAUGGACAUCAUCGACACCUCCGGGAGUGAGCAUCUCCCGGCCUUGCGGCGGCAAGCGAUACAGAAGGCUGACGCGAUUGUGAUCGUAUACGCUUUAGAUGAUGCGGACUCCUUCAUGGAGCUAUUAAAUCAGCUCCACGAAGUCAUGAAAUUACGAAACCCGAUGCCAUCCGUCGUCAUCGUCGGCAACAAAGCUGACGUUUGCACACUAGACGAAAAGGAAAGGCAGAAAAGGCGUGACUACUUCAUGAACGAAUUAGACCUAUUUUACGUCGAGUGUUCAGCUAGGGAAGGAACGAACGUGAACGAAGUGUUCGAAAAACAGCUCUUCACAGAACUUUUUACCAGCCAAUCGGACAAGAAAAAGAGCAAAAGGGGAUCAUUCCAACAGUCAAAGCCCUUUUUUAGGAAACUGAAGAAGAGGUUUUCUUCCUUGCGGCGUUCGUGA